Molecule: messenger RNA, 1939 nt
Organism: Schistosoma mattheei
Lineage: Eukaryota; Metazoa; Platyhelminthes; Trematoda; Strigeidida; Schistosomatidae
Source: the annotation of a GenBank genome assembly
GUCAGUUCAAGAUUGAAGGUCGGUGUUACUUAUGAAUGAUAGGGAUGCAAAUCAAGCUUUGUGGAGAUGCGAAGAUUAAUGGCUACACUGUUAUCUUUGUUCAUCAAGAAAACUCUAUUUGUAUCACAGCCAUUAAAAACGGCUUGUGGCAUGCAGUAGUUGAUUGUGUGAAACUUGAUGAGUUUUGUGACCUCGUCAAGCAAACGCGUAACCAAUAUACACAGAAUCUCUCAGAGUCUUUUAGUUCUUCCGACCCAUCUAGCUACUUUAAUUUAAGAGAAGAAGGGGCGAACUUAAAUUUCGUAUGGUCCAAAGAAAUUAAGAAAGGCAUUAAAAUCAUCUUCGGAUCUUUUUACUUACAACCUUCAUAUAAUCCAUUAGAAUCACUUUGCGAAUUAACGAGUCUAAUCACCAAUAGUCUCAAAGAAUCGAUUUUAUGCUGCAGUAGUUUCGAGAGAGAAAACGAGAAGCUAAAGUCUUUGGCUGAUAUGUCCGUAAAGAAAUAUGAAGAAGUGGUUUCUCAGAUAGAUGAAAAAGAAAUUGUUCUGCUCUCGAAGUUUUCAGCUGUUCUGAAUGAAAAGAAAAGAAAAUGUCCAACUUAUGCUCUAAGUGAAGUUGACAAAACAUCAGAUAAAUCGUCAUUGCAAGAGGAUUUGGAUGAUUUAAUCCCUUCCAAGAACCGCAGAAAAUCAAAACCUGUCAUUGGUCGUCGUAACUGAUUGUUAAAAAUUAUGGCAUAUCUGAGUCUAAAGGAAGUAUGUACGUAUGGUCGGCCAUUUGAUAUGUAGAUCUUCGUAAUUUUCUGUGAUUAUCACAUCGAGCUGCUGUAUAUCUUGCUGUCCAUCAGUUUCUAUCUAUAUAAAUUAAACACUUUUGCAGUUUGUUUCAUGUUUGCCAGUAAAUGAUUUUUAUUUCUCAUUUAUAACCUGUUGUUUUGUCCAUUCCACUAAUAAAUUAAAACUAACUUUUAUAGAUUUUGCCCAACAAUACAACCAGGGUAAAUCUUGAAACAGUAUAAGGUAUUUGCGGUAGUUGCCUAUAAAUGAUUUUUUUAAUAGCUUGUAUGCGGGCAAAAAGCUCUGAAUUUUCGAAAUAUCAUUUGUAUGGACAAAAACAGUUUCAAGAUAUUUUGGUUGUUUAUAAUGGAAAGCAAGUACACAUUUGGUGUGCAAAUUGGUUAACGGUGUAUGUUAUUAACAUUCUACCCCUAUAAAACGAAACGAAUGGGGUCGAGGUUAAGUAUUAAACAGGUAUUGAUCUAAUCAGUGUUUAAAAUGUCACUUGUCAAAUAUUAUAGUUAGUAAUAUCGUACAUGAACACAGCCAGGGUCAUAUAAGGAGUAUUUUAUCUGACCAACUUUUCUCAUAUUAGUUUACCGAUCAUAACUGUUCAAGCAAAACGUCUUACCACAGUGUUUAUAGAGUGACUCAGUUGUUCAUAUACGGGAAAUACACAUGGCCUACUAAUAGGUUACAUUGCUAGCAACUUUGUCGUUUAAAAAGGGUUAAACAACGUUUAUUUGUAGAUCAGUUUUAUCCUGUUCGGUUGGUGGUGGUCGUGUGACAGAUUAAAUUAGGGCUUUUGGUUUAUAAACAGUCCAUCAAGCAGUGAUUUAAUGUGGAUUCGGGCGUUUUGUCAUACAUAAUUGAUAACAGUCACGUAAUAGGUAGACAAACCACUUAUAGGGAUUUAUCGUUUUCUUACUAGUGUUCCUUACAGGAUUCAAUCUCGACGAGUCAUAUAGGUAGAUCUAUAUGAAUUUAGGCUAACAAACCAAGUCUUUGUGUGUAUAAGCAAUUCGCAACCCCUUAUAUUUCUUUCUUGGCUGAAUGAGCCGUAACAAACGGUUUUUUCAUAUUAUUUUCCAUACUCUUUGUUCGUUUAUUUUCACUCUUUUCAUACAUAUAAUUGUUUGAGUACUUAUCACGUAAUUCUAAUG